Messenger RNA from Ilex paraguariensis (yerba mate), 219 nucleotides. NCBI's taxonomy places the organism in Eukaryota, Viridiplantae, Streptophyta, Magnoliopsida, Aquifoliales, Aquifoliaceae. The record is from the annotation of a GenBank genome assembly.
AUGAUUACUAACAAUGCAAGUGGCAAUCCAUUUGCUCCUAAACCCUUCGGCAGUACAUCCACUUUUGGUUCACAAACAGGGGGUUCCAUUUUUGGUGACAUUUCUACUGGCGUGUUUGGUGCAACCCAAUCUUCUUCGCCUUUAUCAUCGACCCCAGUGUUUGGUGCUUCAUCUACCCCAGCUUUUGGAAGUUCAACGCCUGUUUUUGAAGCAACAUAA